Messenger RNA from Choloepus didactylus (southern two-toed sloth), 1215 nucleotides. Its product is annotated as GPN-loop GTPase 1-like. Gene Ontology annotation, molecular function: GTPase activity. The transcript has 3 exons. Lineage: Eukaryota; Metazoa; Chordata; Mammalia; Pilosa; Megalonychidae. The record is from RefSeq and is a predicted model, not a curated record.
AUGACAGCCCCCACAGCUGCAGCAGAAGCUCAGGCUUCAGGUGGUCCCCAGUCCCCAGUCUCUCUGUUGGUGCUGGGAAUGGCGGGGUCUGGAAAAACCACCUUUAUACAGAGGCUCACAGGACACCUGCAUAGCCAAGGCUCUCCACCCUAUGUGAUCAACCUGGACCCAGCUGUGCAUGAAGUUCCCUUUCCUGCCAAUAUUGAUAUUCGUGACACCAUGAAGCAUAAAGAAGUCAUGAAACAGUAUGGACUUGGACCCAAUGGUGGCAUAGUGACCUCACUCAAUCUCUUUGCUACCAGGUUUGAUCAGGUGAUGAAAUUUAUCGAGAAGGCCCAGAACAUGUCGAAAUAUGUCUUGAUCAACACACCUGGACAGAUAGAGGUGCUCACCUGGUCAGCUUCUGGGACAAUCAUCACUGAGGCGCUGGCAUCCUCAUUUCCAAAAGUUGUCAUCUAUGUAAUGGACACAUCACGAAGUACCAACCCAGUGACCUUCAUGUCCAAUAUGCUGUAUGUGUGAAGCAUCUUGUUUAAAACCAAGCUGCCUUUCAUCAUGGUCAUGAAUAAAACUGACAUCAUUGACCACAGCUUUGCAGUGGAAUGGAUGCAGGAUUUUGAGACUUUUCAAGAUGCCUUGAAUCAGGAGACUGCGUACAUCAGUAACCUGACUCGUUCUAUGAGCCUGGUGUUGGAUGAGUUUUACAGCUCACUUAGGGUGGUAGGUGUCUCUGCUAUUCUGGGAACAGGCUUAGAUGAACUCUUUGUGCAAGUCACCAGUGCUGCAGAAGAAUACGACAGGGAGUAUCAUCCUGAAUACGAACGUCUGAAGAAAUCACUGGCCAGUGCACACAGUCAGCAGCAGAAAGAACAACUGGAACGCCUUCAGAAAGGUAUGGGCUCUGCGGCCUUGGACAUGGGAACUACCACAGACAGCUCUUCUCCCGUGAUGGACCCUUCUGACCUGAUCCUGACUCAAGGAACCUUGGAGGAAGAGGAUGAGGAAGCAGAAAGUGAUACUGAUGAUAUUGACCACAGAGAAUUCCGUGAAGAACCAGUGUUCCAGAAUUUUAUGCAAGAAUCAAUGGCACAGUAUUGGAAGAGAAGCAAUAAACAGGAGAAAGACUUUAGGAAACCUCAGUUGUUUCUGGAAGUCCAAAGUUUUGGAACUCUCUGUGAAGAAGCUAUCCUUACCUCUGAUUGGGGCCUACCGUAA